Molecule: messenger RNA, 477 nt
Organism: Trichomonas vaginalis G3
Lineage: Eukaryota; Parabasalia; Trichomonadida; Trichomonadidae
Product: calcium ion binding
Exons: 1
Coding region: 1-477 (158 amino acids)
Biological process (GO): centriole replication; mitotic cell cycle
Cellular component (GO): centrosome; centriole
Molecular function (GO): calcium ion binding
Source: RefSeq, a predicted model, not a curated record
AUGAAUUCUCUGGACAAACGAGUUCCUAGGAGUUUGAAUGACGAGCAGAUUAGAGAAAUUAAGGAUGCUUUUGAUAUGUUUGACGUUGAUGGAUCUGGCAAAAUUGAUCCUCAAGAACUUUGCGUUUCGUUAUAUACGCUAGGGUUUGAUGGAGUUCGCGAUGAAGUUAAAAAAAUCAUUGCAGAACUAGAAAAUAUUAAAGGCAGAUACAUAGAUUUUCCAGAAUUUCUGAAAUUAGUUAAUGCAACCAUGCAAAAUCGCGAUCCCCAAGAUGAAAUGGAUAAAGCAUUUCAACGAUUUGAUGAUGAUUGCACAGAUAGAAUUUCAUUUAGAAAUCUUAAGCGUGUUUCACUUGAGUUGGGCGAACAAUUAACAGAUGAAGAGCUUCAAGAAAUGAUUAGAGUUGCAGAUAUAGACAAGGAUGGAGAAAUAGGAAAAGAUGAUUUCAGACAAAUAAUGAAAACUUCCGAUUUUUAA